Effrenium voratum is the source of this 7485-nucleotide messenger RNA. NCBI's taxonomy places the organism in Eukaryota, Dinophyceae, Suessiales, Symbiodiniaceae. The record is from the annotation of a GenBank genome assembly.
GAAGCAUUUGGGGCUUCGCAGCUGGGGCGUUCAGGGUGCCAAAGCCUUGCCAUGGAUGCGGAUGACUCGGCCUUGCGGGUGUCGAUCGAUACCAAAGAGGGGCGCUUGAGCCUACACGCUCGGCCCGGAGACUCUUUGGCGCGGGUAUGGGAGGUCUUGGGAGAAGCCGCAGGAGAGCGGCGCAUUACGCUGGGCCCCCUGCUGCUGCAGGGCAGCGAGGACAUCCACGGUGUGGUAGAGGAGUUCACCAUGGCCACGGGCAGGGCCUCCUCUGAUGCCACUUUCUGCUGCUUGGACUUCGAGGACCUCGUGCCGCACCCGGAGCCUUGCUGGAUCCCAGACACUGCGCUGCGAGGAAUUAGCCUCCUCCAGCUGCACCGAGUUCUGCGCUUCGUUGGGCACAAGGCUGAUGUUUGGCACGAGGCUUUUCCCGCAAGCCCUGACUAUGGCCGCCGGCUGCCUGAGGAGCAGUUCAACCUGUACCAUGCCAGCUACUGGAUCAUCAGCCCUGCAACACAAGGCUGCGGGGAGUUUGGCUGCAGCUUUGUGGAGCGCAUCGCGCAGGACCCAGAGUCGCAGCGACCCAGCUGGUUCGUGUCGCACGCCUGGCUGGAGCCCAUUUGCCUCUUCGUGUCAAACCUUUCCUGCCACGCGCACGUGCGGCAACUGGAGCCGAGCACGCCAUUCUGGGUUUGCGCGUACGCCAACAACCAGCACCAUCUUGAAGCCGACCUAGGCGUCAACCCGCGGAGGAGCUCAUUCUACCGGGCCAUGCAGCGCUGCCAAGGCGUUGUGCUGCUUUUGGACGACCAGGCGACCCCGUUUCUGCGGAUUUGGUGCUGCUUUGAAGAGGCCAUCGCAGUGGAGAAGCGGGAUGGAAAUGACCGGAGCCACCGGUUACUACUGGAUGUGUGUGCGACCGAUGCUGACGGUGUUGCGCAUGUCAUCACAGAUGGCCUGGCUGGAGCGGAGAGGACAAUGGUGCCUCUGCUGGGCCUCCAUCACAAGACUUGCCGGGAGAUGACCUUUCCAGUGCACAUCUUGCAGCAAGGACUCCAAAUCAACAUCCUCUCUGCGACGGCCAGCCACGACAUUGACAGGACGCGGAUUUUGAACAGCAUCGCCUUUCCUGGUGCAACAUUGGAAGAGCUGACGGCCGAGCCACCUGAGGAGCACCACAAGUACCAGCACGUGAACAAUGCGCUGAGCGCGCAGUUUGCGCUUGCCAGCUGGUGCAAUUGUAUCUUGCAUGGCUGGGACGCCCUGCCGCUGGCAAAGGCACUCUUUGCGGACACGUCUAGGCGGCAAGUUCAGCUGUCUUUCACGGGGAACACCCGGUUCUGCGACCAGGACCUGGCGGUGCUGGUGGAGCACUUGCCGGAGAACCUGGAGGUGCUGAGGCUGGACUUGGGCUUCACAGGCCUGGAGACCCUCUCGGCUCUUGGCCUGCUGGGCUCUCGCAGAUGUCUGGUGCACUUGGAACUGCGCCUCCCUGGAAUCAAGCACCUGCGCAGCAUUGAAGGCCUGGGGGCAGCCUUGGAGGCGCUGCCGCAGCUCCGCCAGCUGGAGCUCUGGUUCUCCAAGCUGCCGCUGCUGGAGGCAGUGGAUGGGCUGGCCCAGGCUCUUGGCAGCAAUCUACCAGCACUGGAGGAGCUGGUGCUGAACUUGAAUCUCUGCCCCAAAGUGCCUCUGUCCGCCCGACAGGCCCUCUUCGAUGCAGUGAAGCGGUUGAGGAAGAUGCGCCGCGUGAUGGAGAGCUGGGUGUACAUCCAGGACGUCGACGAGGCCCCCCGGCCGCUGCGCUUCCUGCGGCGCUGGCUUCGGCGCCGGGAGGCGCAGCCGGAAGCGCAGCCGGCGCCGGAGCGGCCCCCGGAGCGGCCGGAGCGGCCGGAGCGGGCGGAGCGGGCGGAGCGGGCCCGGCCGGUGCUGCUGGGCAGGGCUCAUUCCGUCUACGUGGACCCCAAGUCUCCAGAUGCCGUUGCGUCCCCACACAGCUUGCAGUGGCGCCAGGAGACGGUGCCCUUCCCAUGCAGCCAGCCGGGGUGCCAUGAGUUCCACGACGAUGCUGGCGGCUAUUGCAGGCUGCAUCGUUGCUUUCGGAUCCCCUGGACCAUUGCGGGCUCCUUGUGGGUGCUAGUGCAGCAGCUGGGGCUGGGCUUCAUGGUCUUCACGCUGGCAAGCCUGGAGUUGGAGAGCAAGGCGCAGUCGACCCUGUUCCUCGCCUCGCUGAGCCCGAUCUUGUGCCAAUCCCUGGCGGUAAAUAUAGGGGGCACUGUCAUGCUUUGGAUGUGCCUGCUGGUGCCGUUCCUCGUGUGCGGCAUCUUUGGUACCUCUGCACGCUUCAACAGCAUGUACCGCAUUGCGACUAAGCACGAACUGACGUUGGAGGCGCUUUGCUCAGAGUUGCUGCAAGUGGUGUCCGUGCUGCAUCAUUCCGCCCACGUCUCCACUGUCUUCGGCUGCGAGGACACGGACUUGCAGGAAACGUUGAUACAGGAGGUAGUGACGGACCUCCGCAGCAGCUUUCUUCAAGCGCGCCACUCUGCCCACGCCUUCCAGCGUGAGGUGUGCUGGCCCAUCAACCAAGCACUCUACGGCUCUCCAGGCCAAGACUUGCGGAAGCGGGUGCAGCCGCAGCUGCGCACACUGCACAGUGCCAAAGAGGCCCUGGGAAGGUUGGCGGUGCCCGAGCCGAGGCGCCUUGUGGACGUGCUCUACUGUGAUGUGAUAUGUGCAGACUUCCAGGAAGUGCGUGCAGUCGUGCAAGCCUUGCAAGGCCAGGCUCAGGGCGAGGAGGCCAGCCUCCAGGUGGUGCACCGUCGCGACGGCUUCAGCCGCGACUUUCAGGAUGCGGAGGGCCGUUGCGGGCAGCUGGUUGUGAAGGUGAAUGGCUACCUCGCAACGGUCAGAGUGUACGAAGCCUCACUGCACGAGCUCCAGGAGCAAAUGGGCAAGUUCGACAGGCUGGUGCAAGGAGUUGGCCUCUUUAGCCAGGUGAGCGAAAUGGAUCGUGACACGCCUUUGCGGCCCAUUGUGGAGAAGAGUCCCCCCUGGUGGUUCUGCCUGCUGCGCGUUUGCACCUCGCUGGUGCGCCUGCUGGCGCUGGGUACCGCCGCCUACUUUGCACUCCAGUACUUCGUGCGCUACGGUCCGGAGGAGUUUCAGAACAUGCCUUCGUGGCUGGCCACGCUGCUGGCAUGGAGCGAUGACCAUGACCAGGAUGUGGUCGCGCUGCAAGGCGCGCUUGACCCCAGCCUCUCGCGCACUUCUCCAUCUGCCAAAUUGCCUGCUCUGAAGGACCAUACCUUCUUUGCCGCGUUGACAGAGGGCUUGGUCUACUCUUUCCCCUACGUGGUUCACGUGGUGAUCUUCCUGACGGACUUGGUGCGCGGCCCAAGCUACGCGAAGCUCACCACCGCACCUGUGAAGCGCCUGAAGCCCAUGCACUUGCUCUACAGGUAUUUUGGGGUGGAGGGCAGCCUCUACACAGUGAAGGUUGCGCUGCUACAGAUCUUCACUGUGCUGCUGCAGAGCUUGGGGAAGAUGAGCCUUUUGAGCUCCAUCGCCACGGCGGGGCUCUAUGCAGAAGCCCUUUCUCUCAGUGAACAGGGUGAAGGUGCUGUGGCAGACGUUCUGAUCACUGGCUUCUGGAGCUUCAUCCUUCUUUUAGGAGUGAACAGCAUUUACCCGGCCGUGCUGGUUCUCUUCGAUGAGAAGCACUGGUGUCGUCUUUGUGCAGCAGGCUUGGACGCUUCCAUCCAUCUCGGCUACAUCCUGGUCUACCUUUCCAUGAGCCUGGUCUCCCUGAGGAAGCUCUCAUUCAAAGACACGCUGGUGGGCAACUUCGGCAGCUCCCAGCAGGUCCGCUUCACCAACGAGCUGAAUCCGAUCUUCCCCUUCCCCACCAGCUUUGUGAACUACCUCUCCAUCUACAUCUCGCUGGUGCACGUGUGCUGCGUUUGCCGCGCGCUGGAGGAGGCCGCCGCCAAGUUUGCCGUGUGCCCUGAGCAGCCGGAGUUUGGCCCCAAAUCCCGGCGCUCGCUUUCCAGCAUGAGCCUGGUCACCCGAGCAGGAGUGAGACGUCCGCGGCUACUAGCUCUGGGCUAUGCUGUGUCGCUUCUGUCAGUGGUGGGGGUGACGCUGGCGAUGCAGCAGUUCUACCCCAACCAGUCCAUGGAUUUGCGCUGCUACCCGUGCACCUGCAAGACUACCAGGGGCGGGCUGCAUCGCCUGGAGAACUGCAACCUCGCCGCUUCGCUGCGUUUCAAGUACCUGAACUUGGCGUCGCUACAUAUCCGAGAGGUGGCGCCAGAUGUCUUCCAUCCCCUGGGCGGGGACCUGAUGAUCCUUUCUCUGGCGCAGAACCAGCUGCAUGAGCUGGCGCCCGCGCUCUUCUCAGGGCUCUCCCAUCUUCAGCUGCUGGACCUGUCACGGAACCACCUGUCGGAUUUGGGCGCGCCCAACUUCCACGGCUUGGAGAGGCUGAAUACCCUGUCGCUCUCGCAGAAUGACUUGCGGCAGUUGCACGUGGACGUGUUCCAGCCGAUGCCGGGCUUGCAACAGAUCCUGCUGGGCGGCACAAAGUUGAAGAACCAGGAAGAGGAGAUCAUGAUCGUGGGCAAUCCUUUGAUGGACUUGCCGCCUGGCAUCUUCCGCAACUUGCACUUGCUGAACCGCUUGGACGUCAGCGAGAAUCGUCUCUCGAAGUUGCGUGACGGCGUCUUCGCCUCUCUGCCAAGCCUUGCGGUCGUGGACCUCAGCGAGAACCUACUGGAGGAGCUGGGCACGCAGGCCUUCAAAGACCUGCCGGGCUUGCGCCAGCUGUUGUUGAAGCACAACUUUCUGAAGGACCUCGGCGCCUGGGACUUGCCCGGCCUGGAGGAGUUGGACUACUCCAAGAACAAGCUCUCUGGGGCCUUUGGGCCGCUGUCAGGCGUGCCCAACCUCUUGAAGCUCAACAUCUCAGAGAAUGAGCUGACGGAUGUCCAAGGUGCUUUCACACACGUGCCUCAACUACAGACCUUGGAUAUCUCUGGCAACAACCUGAUGAAUCUCACGCCGAGCAGCUUCAACCUCAGCGACUUGCAGGCGCUUUGGGCGGCGAAUCUGCCUCUGCCCCAGCUGCUCCCCCUGCGGCUGCCGUCGUUGCAGCGUUUGGAGCUCCAAGGCGGCAACCUCCAGAACAUCAGCCCAGGGCUGUUCGACGCUAUGGCCGACCUGCUGGUGUUGAACCUCGACGACAACGAGCUCUCCAGCUUGGACCUUGGCAAUUUGCCGCCGAAGCUGCAGAACUUGAGCCUGAGCAGGAACUUGUUGGACUCCCUGGAGUUCAACGGAUGCCAAGAAGACCUAGUGGAACUGGACCUUUCGCACAACCGCCUCUCCAACUGGACGGCCUUGUGUGCGCCGCUGUUGCAGGGGCUGGACCUCUCCGGCAACGCGCUGGGCCUGGCCGGGCCCUUUGGAAGCCUCGGAGCCCUGCGCGUGCUGCACCUGGACUCAGCGCAGCUGGAGCUGGCGCCGAGCAGCUUCCAAAACCUCAGCGGCCUCGAGGAGCUGACGCUUUCCGGGAACCAUCUUGCCAGCCUUCCCGAGGAAGUCUUCAAACCGCUUGAGGGGCUGAACACCUUGGACAUCUCGCAGAACAAGUUAGAGCUUCUGCCGCCAACUAUCUUUGAUGCGCUGGACGGCUUGACGACAUUGAACUUGUCUUCGAACCAGCUGCAGAAUUUGACGCCAGGCACAUUCCAGAAUCUCAGCAGCUUGCGAGUGCUGGACAUUUCCCAGAACAUGUUGCCUGCCCUUCAGCCUGGCGUGUGGAGUGGCCUGGAGCGUUUGGAGUCUCUUUCGGCCAGAGGGCUGGGCCUUCGCAGCAUCUUUGAGGUGGCAGAGCUGGGCAUGCUAGGAGGGCUCGACCUCUCUGAGAAUGCGCUGACACAGGUGCCGUCUGGCAGCCUCAUGCGUCUCGAGCAUUUGCGUUGGCUCAACCUGUCUGGGAACCCCAUCUGCGAGCUGGAGCCUGGAAGCUUCCAGGGUCCGGAGCUGCAGGUCUUGGACUUGUCUGGCCUGUGCUUGAAAAACUUCAGCGUGAACGUCUCUCAGGCGCUGACUCAGCUGGUGCUGGCCCGCAACGGGCUGCAGAGCUUCGGGCCGCUGGAGGCCCAGAACCUCAGCAGCCUGGAUCUCUCCUCCAACGCCUUGGAGGCGCAGGGGGUUUGGGUGGAGCAGCUCGGGGCGCUGGUGCGGCUCUCGCUGCGGGGCAACGCCUUGGCCAAGGUGCCGCGCCUGCCGUGGAACCUCCAAGAUCUGGACCUGGCUGAGAACCAGCUGAGCGGCCUGGACUUGCCCGGACAAAGCUCAGAGGAUCUGCUGCUAUUGAGGACCCUGGACGCCUCUUGGAACCAGCUCCAGCGUAUGGACUUGCAGCUGCCAUUCUUGACGGGACUCCACCUGGAUGGAAACCUCCUGGAAUCGCUGGCUGGGCUUUGCAGCUCUCCCCUGCAGGUGCUGAGCCUGAGGCAGAACAAGUUGGCAUCCUUGCCGCCGGAGGUCUUCUCCUGCUUGUUCGACCUGAGAGUGCUGAACCUGGGAAGCAACCAGCUCAGUGACAUCAAGCCCCUGCAGAGCUUGCGGGGCCUUCACUCGCUAAAUCUACAACGGAACCACCUCACAGCGCCCUCGCUGGGGAGGCACUGGGGUCUGCAGACCUUGGACCUCAGUCACAAUCCCCUGGGCAGUUUGGAGCUGCCCAAAGACCUGCUGCACCUCUCCCUGCGCAACGUGAGCCUCAGCUUCCAGCCCCUCCUUUUCCGCGCCUUGACGCGGCUGCGGUCCCUGGACCUAUCAUGGAACCCGCUGCGGUCAGUAACCCUGGGACUCUUCCAGGGCCUCCAGGGCUUGGUGCGGCUCCGGCUUCAAUCCUGCCAGCUGCACACAGCAAGCUUCCAGCUGGGCCGUAUGGAGGAGAUCGACCUUUCGAACAAUCUGUUGGAGGCAUUGCCGGUCCUUAAAGGCCUCAGCUUGCGGAAGUUGCUCCUGUCGGGCAACCGCUUGGAGGUGCUGCCGCAGGGGGCCUUCUCGGACCUGCAGAGUUUGGAGGUGCUGAGCCUGCGGCAGAAUCGCAUCAAGGAGAUUCAGGCAGGGGCCUUUGAUGGCCUUUGGAGAAUGGAGCUGCUCGACCUCUCUCACAAUCAGCUCAGAGCUGCAGCUCCCGAGUUGUUCACAGACCUUCAGAACUUGAAAAUCCUGAACCUCUUGCAGAACGAUGUCAUUGUGCGGGACUUCGGCUGUUUGGCCUGCCGCUGUGCAUCCAGAGGCUGCUUUUGCAUCAGGCGGUCAGCAGUGCCUGUGCAAGUGCUGACUGACCUAGAUGAGGAUGAGCUGCCGGAUGCAUUUGAUUAGAUCUAGCUGACUGCCCCUGCGGUUCAUGGGCAGGUGGCACCUGGGCCGUGCUGGUUCCAGGGACGACUGCUUGCCAGCUUGGAG